Messenger RNA from Amoebophrya sp. A25, 5231 nucleotides. NCBI's taxonomy places the organism in Eukaryota, Dinophyceae, Syndiniales, Amoebophryaceae. The record is from the annotation of a GenBank genome assembly.
AGGCUUAUUCAUGCUCUUCGGACUGAACAGCGUUCUUCUUGAAUAUUAUACAUAGUAAGUACACUUUCUCCACCACUUCUCAGUAUUCUACUUACCCAUCCUUACGUACUAGAAGUAGAAAUUUUUAUAUCAAUCACAUAUUCACCUCUUCAUCUACAAUUUCUACCCAUAAGUAACAUACUUAUAUGCAACUUCUACCCCUUAAUUUGAAUUUUUGUGAAUUUGAAACCUAAUUCCUUCACACCCUGACGAUGUUGAGGCUACUGAAUAGUUGUAGUUCCCGAUCAGUCGGUAUGAUCCGACAUGAGCCGCGCGAUUUUCCUAGUAGACUCUAUUUUUCCCUAUUUUCGCACUGUAGAAAUCACAGUUAUACAUCAGGAUCAGAUGACAAGAAUCAGAAUGAGAAGCUGCAUGUGCAUCAAGUUCAUCAAAAUUCGCAGCAGAGUGUUGGCGCUUUAUCUCCUAGCAUAGAUAGUUCAUUGAAAAUAAAGAAUGAAGGGAUCAUCAUCAUGAAGAAAGUAUUGCCAGACAGAAUGUGUCACACAGGAGCAAGAACGAGCAUGCAUGCCUUCCCGCCGAAUGGCCUGUCACUAUCGUUGCGUGGGAGAGCUCCAUCGCCGUUAAUCGCAGCAAUUUUAGAUCAGGCACAAAGUUCUGGCCUCUCCGAUAAAAUCUCGCCACCCGUUAAGAGAGGACAAGACAAGGAGGGACGUGUGACGCAGCAAACUCCAUUACUAGGCUAUGCUGAGGAAACUGGAGAUAAGUCUUUGCUUCACGAUAGACCUCAGUCUUUUGAUCGUUGUAGCAUUAGCAGCAGAAGCUGGCUCGCAGGAAAUCUGAAGCUACAGACUGAAACUCAGCAUAUACUUAGUGAGACGCAGCAAAGAAUAGAGUCUGGGCUGAGGGAUCUAGCCUCAGUAAGGAAAGCUUUAGACUUCCACCAGAAUUCUGAGAGUCCUUCCAGCAAAGAUGCCCUAGCCUGUCCUCCUGGGACGAGCAUGAGAGCGGGUCUCCAAGACAGCACGUUUCUCGAUGGUAGUGUUUUCUCAGCGACACAGGCCAGUCUUGAUAACGUUUUGGAGAGAAGACCGCAAAUUACACUGGAAGUCGAUGGUACUAGUAGAGCUCCUACGGGUAGUGCCACUGCUUGUUGUAGUCCUUCAGGUUCUGCUUUGAAACCUCCCAGUUCCACGUCAGGCUCAGGCGUUGUUCGAUCUGGUCAAUCUUCUUCUUCACGUGUAAGCGUACAAGGAAGUUCGGCUAUAACAAGCACCGCUGAUGUUGAUCACUUUGAUGUAGCCCCUAUUAUAGGCAAGGUAGGAAGUCGUGCUAAACAAGUAGACUAUUGCGUUGAAGAGCAAGUUAGCGUAGCUUCAUCAAGAAAAGAUAGUCCUCCGUUUCGUCCGCCGCCAUCCGCUCGCAAGUCGCGUGCCGAAUCUGUGCCUGUUUCCGGGAACCCUCGCAAGUCAACGAAUACUUCUAACGCUGCUGCUAAAAAAAGUAGAAGCAACUCCAUCUCAUCGACAAAUACUUCUUCACGACGACCACGCACAUCCGAGAAUCAGCGAACUUCUCGAAGUGGUAGUAAAAUAGACACAAGUAGAAAGGAAACAUCUUCUUCUUCAACAAAAACGGCAAAAACGUCGGGUAUCAAGAAAGGAAAGAUGCCGGCAGCUGCAAAUGCUGAACCUGCCGCUAAUCCUAAUUUGCGGAAAACGGGGCAGCACACCUUCAAGAGUGGCAAAUGUAUCGCGACAAAUCUAGAUGGGACACCUUGCAUGGAACCCUUCGCGCAUGCCUAUGUUCCGUACUGCAAAAACUGCCUCAAGAAGGGAGACCCGAGCCUUGGCGUCACUGCUCAUCCCAGAUUUGGUACAUAGAAAUUGAUUCUAGAUGCGUUUCUUGUGACCAUUAAGUGCAGUAUCGACAUCGAGUAGAAGCGAGUAGUAGAACAAGAAGUUGUAAAAAAACCUCAAAUUCUAAAAAAUCAGCGAAAAUAUAAAUCUUGAAUUCAUCACUAACGUCCUUAAUAACAGGUAGAAUGCUGUAUGCGAAGCGUGCAUUACCGGAGAAUUAUCUCAUGGCUUUAUGGGGUGACGUGCAGACCGAGGAAGAAAUCCCUGAUGUACUACUAACUAUCAUCUAGUCGUUUGUUAUCAAUUAUAGCUUGGAGAAUGGAGUUGGAGAAGAUGGAGGCAGUAAUUUGGCCUAGUUGGUGGAGGUGCAUACCUACUAAACUAGUACUUCUUGAACUUGAUGUUCUACAUCAUCGAAAAUGAAUCAUUCUGUUGAAAAUUGAUUAUCUUCGAUGACCCUCAUGCUUCAUGAUGUUGAGACACAACGCAAAUACCUCUCACAGGAAGAUGACGAAUGGGGUUUCGAGACUCAUGAUGGUAUGAACAUCAACCCGGUGAAGCAUGAAGGCUCCAUUCUUCAGUUUUCGCAGUGCCCGGGACCGCAUGAGAGGGUAUCCUAAAAGAACUAUUAUGAUCUCUUGUUUAGAAGCUGGUGCUAGCAUGAACAUUUGUUUUAUUAUAACCGCAGCUAAAAGUAAAACUAAUAAAAGGCUUACCGUUCUUAUCACCUUCGGGAUCAGGUUUUUAGCAUCUCUUUCUGACAACUCAACUCGUCGACUCUCCCAUAUUAUGAUAACUUUCUCACUACCAAUCGAGACCUACAGCUCGUCCUUAACCAAUCACAGACUUCGAUCGCUUUUGCUAAUCCGUAUUUGCAUAUGGAACCGAUGCCGGGUAAGGGCAAGAAGCGGGUCGAGAAGUAUGCUGCCAUGAUGUUCCGUACAGUGCGACCGGUCCCAAAGAACUAUCAACUGAAUAUGAUGUACGCAGGUAGCGAGAAAGAAACGAUUGGCUUCUUCGAGGAGCGAGGGUUGACCAGGUAAUAUCUAUGAUUAAAAUUUUAGAACAUCAGAGCAGGAUGAACAAUAGAAGGCUUCAUGUUGAAUGAAGAUGUAGUUGAGAAGAUGAGUUGUGGAGAAUGCUUAAUUUUUCUGCAACAAAUACAAAAGUAAGAGUAACAUGAAGAUGAUCUUCAAACACAGAUGCGACGUUUGGACUUCCAAGCAUCCAACGUUUUUGCGAAAAAACGCCACAGUGGACAUGCUAAUGUGUGAGCCGCCAAAGGCGAAGAGCGUGCGCGAGGAAAUCCAGGUAGUAAAACAGUCCAAGAACAAGCCGAAGUCAGGUGGCUGGAACACACUGAACCUGAAUGAUCCGCUCUUGGCCGACUUCCAGAAGGGUCUGAAGAAAUUCACGGACAAGGACACUGAGAGGCUCCACAAGCGAGAGCUGCAACUUCGCGCCGGUCUGCCAGCAAAAGGAGGAGCGAAGAAGGCUGUAUCCUCAAGUGGGAAGUCGAACAAAAAAUCCAAGACCUCACUGGCGUCCAAGGGCGGAGCGAAGAAGGCUAGCAGCACGAAGGAUUCGAAGAAGAAAGGUAAUUGUCGUGGAUAUAAUCAUGAAUAAAUAUGGAUAUACUUACGAACAUGGAGCAGCUUAAUAAGUCAUCUUCACAGGAGUAGGAAUGUUAAUUCUGAGGAAGUUUCUCAACGCGGUCAACGUCCUCUUCUUCACGACGACCUUUUUCUUGCCAACUACAGGUGUCAAGAAAACUUCGAUUGCUGCUAAGCGUUGAGUUCGGUCUAUCUUUGCGAUUUUCUCUUCACCUGGUGCCGAUUACAUUAAAUACGUCGAUACCUGGAACUGGAAAGAAGAACAACAGAUGAAAGUCGCUACAUGUUUUUUUACGUUUCGCAGCAUCUUCUUCUUCAGCAGCUAUAAUUGACGUACCAGCUAUGUCGUCCUCCUGUAAAGCAGUAGUUUACUGAAGAGUUGGACUUACUACCUGUUCGAUGAAAGCAUUGUUUCUUCUCACAGCUAUUCUCCUUGAAAAGUACUAGAGUUCUUAGAUGUAGAGGUUCACGUUCAACAUAAUGAGCAGCAGGCGCGAACUUCAUCUAGGCAUGCAGCAGGGUUAUGGGCUGAACCUUCAGUCAAAGUUCUUUGUAAAAGACCUUUGAAAAACAACAUCAACAGAUGGAGAUUUCUUCAACACGAUGACUUUGAUGACUCCUACUGCCCGAAUAAAAGCGUCGCCAGUCUUUUUACGCCCCUGCUCUUGGACCUGUUUUGGACCGUUUGUAUGAAAUUUACAUUAGAAAUAGAAAUUAUCAAAAUCAGGUCUCCUGAAACAAACGGAACAAUUUGAAGCAAUUUAGGAACAUCAAUAGCGGACGCUACAAGUACGACAAUCUACAAGUUAGUACAACAAGUGGCGUUUUGAUGUAACGACCCUCAACCCAGCAAGAACGAACCAGCUAUCAUUCCUAUGUAUUGGGCAACUAUUGUUAACAGCUACUAUUUGAUUUCACUUUCAGUAUUAUUUUCUUGUUUGGUCACGAUCUUCAUCCACGACGACUUAUAUCUUUUAUUUUUAUCAUUUCCUUGUCUCAAUUGCCGGGUCUCCAGAUGAUGUUGUUGUCCAAUGACAGAACUCUUUGUGGACUUAAGAAAGGACGACUUCUAUCUUGUUGUUCAGCUUGAAAUGAUGCGAGGACCAGGUGCAGGUCAAUACGAGCAGGAAAGGGAAACUAGCAGCAACUUCUAUCAAGCUCUACAUAAUUUGCUGUUCAAUAAGAGACGUGAAAUUUCGACGAGCUGUUCUUCUUGUUGCUAUUAAUUAAAGACUUCAUGAUCUAAAACAAGAUGUAGAAGUUGUACUAGUUUAACUAUCGAUCUAUCCGUCAUCAAACUGUAAAGGAUUGUAUAUGGGAGUUGGUUUUUUAAGAAUAAAUGUCCUCACAAUAUUUGUGUCUCGCUAUUGCUCCUACCGAGGUUGGAGGUUCAACUCAGAUUAAACAGGGGCAAAAAAAAAGAAUUGUAGAAUUCAUUCAAGGGUCAUGAAGGUGAACAUACUUCUUCUGCUGUGGGCUGUGAUCAUUUAAGUGCAACCCUACCUCCUCCGUUGCAUGGAAGCAACAAGAAGAAAUUUGCUGUCUAGCGAACUGAUUUUUAACAUCCUGACAACCACAACAACUGAGUUUUUCUCCACCCUAUCUGCUGAAUUGCUUAAAAAUAAUUCAAAUGAAAAAGAAGGCGGAGGAUCUGAACGGAAGGCACAACUGUUCCCUUAUUUGCACAAAAGAAAUAGACAUGUCGAGGAUGUUGACCUGCUCGACGUCGACCUUGCGUGGUCUCUCUGUCACCUGGUUGUGG